GAUCGACUUACUUUAAAACGUGCUAGUGGCGAGACUAAACAAUUUCGAACUAUCUGGAUACAGCCUCAUAUCAAACUCAAGGGUGAAUUUUAAGAAAAAUGUACAUCAAAGUGCUGUAUGUUAUGGGGAUUAUGCUGCCAGUAAUCUUUUCAGACAUUGUCGACUUAAACAGUUUGAAAUGCAAAGGACAGAACCCACCUGCCCAUGGUAGUCUGACUUGUCAUAAAGACACUGCCACUCAGGAAGUGUCGUGCACUCUGAAAUGUGACCGCGGUUAUGACGUGGAAUUCCUCGCUGCUGAGCGGUAUGUGUGUAAUACUGAUGGGACUUGGAGAGCCCAGCCAUCAUCCACUGGCCCCCAAUGGCCGAACUGUAAAGAGUACAGCCGUGGAGAACCGAUUCCAUGAUUGAUGAUUCAGUGAGACUGCAUGGCAAGGCUGAGAAUUGCAAAUAUAACACAGCUUUAUGAAACCUCAAUGACAACUUUCAAAAAGAGAGAGGUGCUUUAGUAGAUUCUUCUACUGCAAUAAACAGAUGAAUAAACAAAUAACUCUCUGUAAAGAGACGA
Messenger RNA from Stylophora pistillata, 568 nucleotides. RefSeq names its product sushi repeat-containing protein SRPX2. The record is from RefSeq and is a predicted model, not a curated record. NCBI's taxonomy places the organism in Eukaryota, Metazoa, Cnidaria, Anthozoa, Scleractinia, Pocilloporidae.